Messenger RNA from Mercenaria mercenaria, 1338 nucleotides. RefSeq lists its product as uncharacterized. The record is from RefSeq and is a predicted model, not a curated record. The annotation marks the transcript as partial. The transcript has 5 exons. NCBI's taxonomy places the organism in Eukaryota, Metazoa, Mollusca, Bivalvia, Venerida, Veneridae.
UUUUAUGAGAAAAAGGACUCGAAUGUCAAGGCGACUCGUGGAAAGGGAAGAGAUGUGUCGAAAAGUGGUGUGCCUGUCGCAUAAUGACGGAUAUGUGCUUGUGCCGAUGUUACAUGGUAUGGAAAAGUAAUGACACAGAAUGUGGGUCAGAGCAGUGUGGAUAGAGAAGGACAAAGAAAUAGAGGAUGUAGUCCCAGAUCUUUGGGUGAAAGGCGAGCAUGUGUUUGGCCGCCUUUUGCCAAUGCUGAGAAGGCGAUGAAAACAAGGCAGACACCCACGCAGAGUUGGAGGAUGUUUAAGUUAGUUAAGCUGAAGUAUAAAUCCGAAUCCCGCAAAGAUUGUGAAGAGUAUGAUAAUACUACGACAAUAGAAAACACUGAUGAUGAGGAAGAACCCGAGCUCAAGAGAAAACCAAAGAAGAAAAGAUACGCCGACUUUGUGACGGCAGAGACUAGUGAAGUGACCACAGAUGAACCCAACAGUAAAGACCUGCCAAUAAAGGAAUCGACAAAAUCAAAAGAAAUUCCACUUCCAGUACCACCUGCCAAACUUCCAGUACAGGACUCUAGGAAGAAAAGGGUGGACAGUCCAAGGUUGCAGCUGUCCUUGCCUGUUGGCAAUGAAGAUAGGCAUAGGUCAAGAUCUCCAUUGUCUAAAAAGGGGUCUACAGGUACGUCCCAGUAUGAGGAUAGGCAAAGGUCAGAUGCAUCUUAUAAAUCUAAAACAAACAGGUCUGAAGAUAGUUGUAGGUCUUCACUGGAGUCACAAAAGGACAUUCGUGACUCCUGGUCAGAUUUGUCUAGGGAUAGUCCUUCAAAUCAUACGCUGUUCCAAAGGUCUAAGGGCAGUCAUAGGUCACCAUCGGGCACACAGAGAGAUGGUCACGAUUCAGGGGUGUCAAGGGGUAGCCAGCCGGGAGGGUCAAGGGAUAUUUAUAGGUCAGGGUCAGAGAGAGAUAGUCGUAAGUCAGGGUCAGAAGGGUCAAGGGAUAUUCGGUCAAAAGAGUACAGGUAUAGCCAAGAGCCGCAUUUAGGGUUCCAGAGGGACAGAAGUAGGUCAAGGUCAGGUUCAACAGAGAGUAGGUCAAGAUCACGUCACUCUAGGGAUUUUAUUAGGUCACCAUCAGUGUCACAUAGUGACAGGUCAGGGUCAGAGGACAGAAAUUCACUUAUGUCAAGGUCACAACAGUCCAGGGACAGUAACAGGUCUGAGUCCCAUAGAUCAUUUGAUUAUCGUAGGUCCGGGUCACUAAUGUCAGAUGAGGGCCAAAGAUCUGGUUCAAACUUGUAUGAUGACAGACUUGGUUCUGAAUUACUAAGGUCCUCUGACAAAGAUAGG